Haliaeetus leucocephalus (bald eagle) is the source of this 2211-nucleotide messenger RNA. RefSeq names its product eosinophil peroxidase-like. The record is from RefSeq and is a predicted model, not a curated record. Gene Ontology annotation, biological process: response to oxidative stress. Gene Ontology annotation, molecular function: heme binding; peroxidase activity. Lineage: Eukaryota; Metazoa; Chordata; Aves; Accipitriformes; Accipitridae. The coding region runs from base 1 to 2211 and encodes 736 amino acids. The transcript has 12 exons.
AUGAAGGCAGAAAUCUUCCUGGGGCUGCUGGUGAUCCUCAGCCUGUUCCAGGCAUCUGUAUCUUCUUCCUUUGAUCUGCCAGAGGAGCUGUCAGACGCAUCCCUCCUGAGCAGCGUGGAUGAAGCCAAGCAGCUGGUGGAUGCAGCCUACAAGCACACACGCGACCGCAUAAAGGAGCACCUGCAGAACGAUGCAUUGGCCCCAGUAAAGCUUCUGGGAUAUUUCAAACAGCCAGUGGCAGGGACUCGGGCUGCUGUUCGGGCUGCAGAUUACAUGGAAACCACACUGACCCUCCUCAAAGAGAAGCUGCAAUGGGCUGUGAGGGGGGACUUCAAUGUCACAGACUUGCUGACGCCGGCUCAGCUGGAGAUGAUUUUCAAGGCAAGUGGUUGUGACCAGCAGGAUAAGAAAAUAAAUUGUGGCACUUCUUCCUGCUACCGAACGAUCACUGGCGAGUGCAACAACAGGAGAAACCCAUCACUAGGAGCUUCAAACAGAGCCCUGGUCAGAUGGUUGCCAGCAGAAUAUGAGGAUGGCGUGUCAGUCCCCCACGGGUGGACAGAAGGAAAGCGUUUCUCUGGAUUCCCCUUUCCACUGGUUCGAAAAGUGUCAAACGAGAUUGUCCGCUUCCCCCCCGAGCAGCUCAGGAUGGACCAGCAGAGAUCACUCAUGUUCAUGCAGUGGGGCCAGUUUAUUGACCAUGACCUGGAUUUCAGUCCAGACACCCCAGCCAGAGUCACCUUCAGUGGCAAGGUGGACUGUGACACCAGCUGUGCCAAGCAGCCCCCCUGCUUUCCCAUCAAGAUCCCACCCAAUGACCCACGAAUUAAAAACACGAGAGAUUGCCUUCCUUUCUUCCGCUCAGCUCCUGCUUGUACCAGCGGCAGAGCAAUUCGAGAUCAGAUCAACGCGCUCACCUCCUUUCUUGAUGGCAGCAUGGUGUACGGCAGUGAAGUGCCUUUGGCCAACAAACUGAGGGAUCAAACCAACCAGCUGGGCUUGCUGGCUGUUAACCAGAAUUUCACUGAUAAGGGGAAGGCAUAUAUGCCCUUUAACAACAUGCAGAAGAGCCCCUGUCUUACAGUCAGCAGAGGAGCUAAAAUCCCUUGCUUUCUUGCAGGUGAUUCUCGAGCAAACGAGAUGCUGGAGCUGGCAUGCAUGCACACACUCUUUUUGCGGGAGCACAACCGCCUGGCUAGAGAGCUGAAGAGACUAAAUCCCCACUGGAAUGGAGAAAAGCUCUACCAGGAGGCACGAAAGAUCCUGGGUGCCAUGAUCCAGAUUAUAACCUACAGGGACUACCUGCCUCUUCUGUUGGGAACCAGUUUCCGGAGAUUGAUUCCUCGCUACCGGGGCUACAAUGAGUCUGUGGAUCCUCGAAUAUCCAAUGUCUUCACCCUGGCUUUUCGUUUUGCUCAUGCUUCAGUUCCCCCAACUGUUGACCGCUUAGAUCAAAAUUACAAGUCCAUAGGUCCCAAAAUUCAACUCAGAAAUGCCUUCUUUGCUGUCUGGAGGAUUGUUAAAGAAGGUGGUAUUGACCCCUUUCUCCGGAGCCUGAUGGCUAAUCAGGCCAAGCUGAUGACACAGCAGCAAAUGCUUGUGGAUGAGCUCCGGGAUCGGAUGUUUGAGCAUGUCGAAAGGAUUGGGUUUGAUUUAGCUGCACUUAACAUGCAGCGUAGCAGAGAUCAUGGCCUCCCAGGCUAUAACUCCUGGAGACAAUUCUGUGGGCUCUCACAACCUUCCGGAUUGAAGACACUUGCUCGAGUGUUGAGGAAUCAUGGUUUGGCAAAGAAGUUCAUAGAGCUGUAUGGGACACCAAAGAAUAUUGAUAUUUGGAUUGGGGCACUUGCAGAGCCCUUUGUGAAUGGAGGCAGAGUUGGGCCUCUCAUGGCUUGCCUUAUUGGCACCCAGUUCAGGAACAUUCGUGAUGGGGACAGGUUUUGGUGGGAGAGCAGAGGGGUUUUCACUCCUCGGCAGCGCUCUUCACUGGACAAAAUCUCCUUGUCACGAAUAAUAUGUGACAACACCCACAUCUCUAAAGUACCAAGACAUAUCUUCCAGGCUAACAGAUACCCUUGUGGCUUUGUGAGCUGCAGCCAGAUCCCAAAGCUGGACCUCAGAGCCUGGAAGUCGAAGAAGACUGAGGAAGUUACAGAGCAAGGUAUAAGGUUCAAACAGCAGAUAGUUCCUGCCUGCGAACAUGUGAGAUAA